UUGAUCAUGAUUGGAUCGAGCAUGGCUGCUCGCACCACUCCUGAUGAUGAUGUGUUGGAAUGGGUAAAAAAAGAUAAUCGUCGUUUCCUGCAUGCUGAUAUCAGAGUUGGUGAUCUUAAUAGCACCAUUAAGUUUUACACUGAGUCUCUUGGGAUGAAGCUGCUGAGCCAAAAAGACUUCCCAGAGCAAAAAUACUCGAAAGCAAUUGUUGGGUUUGGCCCUCAGGACACUCAUUUUGUCCUGGAAUUGACAUAUAUCUAUGGAGUAGACAAAUUUGAUAUUGGGACUGGCUUUGGACAUUUUGGAAUUGCAAGUCAAGAUAUCUAUACUGUGGUUGAAAACAUUCGAGCAAAGGGUGGAGUCAUCACCCGUGAACCAGGGCCAAUUGCUGAAGGGGGUUCGACCAUCUUUGCCUUUGUGCAGGAUCCUAAUGGCUAUAGUUUUGAGCUCCUUCAAAGGCCCCCAACUCCUGAACCACUUUGUCAAAUAUUGCUUAAUGUCCUUGAUCUUGAUCGUGCUAUUGAGUUUUAUGAAAAGGCAUUAGGCAUGAACCUUCUGCUGAAGUAUGACAACCCGCAAGAACAGUUUUCUAUGGCUAUGGUGGGUUAUGGAUCAAAUUUAACUCAGACAACUGUUUUGGAACUGAGAUAUGAUUAUAAUGUAACCGAGUAUACCAAAGGAGACGGAUAUGCACAGGUUGCCAUUGGUACUGAUGAUGUGUACAAGAGUGCUGCUGCUGUUAAACUUGUUACCAAAGAACUUGGAGGACAAAUAAUCCUACCACCGGUUUCAAUUCCCACAACCAACACCAAAAUCACCUCAUUUGUUGAUCCAGAUGGCUGGAAGACGGAUUUGGUGGACAAUGAAGAUUACCUCAAACAACUGCAGAAGAAAGAGUGAUAAGGGUGUUGCUUAUGCCUUUCCAAUUGAACAAGGAGUCCUGCCUUUGGACCUGUAUCUAG
Molecule: messenger RNA, 962 nt
Organism: Quercus lobata
Lineage: Eukaryota; Viridiplantae; Streptophyta; Magnoliopsida; Fagales; Fagaceae
Product: lactoylglutathione lyase GLX1-like
Exons: 9
Coding region: 7-900 (297 amino acids)
Cellular component (GO): cytoplasm
Molecular function (GO): lactoylglutathione lyase activity; metal ion binding
Source: RefSeq, a predicted model, not a curated record